AAAACCCCAAGUGCACAUGGAAGUGUUAUUGUUCAUAAAAUCUAACUAACAAAUUGUGAAUUACAAUUUUACACAUAAUAUAACACAUUAUUGAAUUACUAUAUCACAGCGUAUUCCCGUUCAUCAUGAUAACGAUUCAAGCUGGAAAUUAUUCCAACUUCGUGGGCGCACAUUUCUUCAACUUACAAAAUCCUGAAACACAACACAACGAGUCGUCUACUGACGCCGCUCUGUCAACACCGCUGAGCCUUUGGCGAGAGGUAGGCCGUACCUCCUCCCAGUCACCCCCCAGCUUCAGUCCACGAUUACUUGUAAUCGACACCAAAGAAAAUGUGGCACUUAAUCGAGGUAGUGGUAGUAAGCCAACUACUGUUGCUGCCUCCAAACAUCAACAGAACAUUAGCUUGUGGGGUGGGAAAGUGGAACUCAUGGGGGAAGAAUCUGACGAAGACGAACAGCCAUCCACAGCAGCAGCAAAAAGUGUGUUUGAUAACCCUUCCCCACUCCCUACUGAUUAUUCCCGAUGGGGUGACUUUGCAACGUGGAAAUUGAGCCCAAAUAAUAUUCAUCUCCUUCCUAAUUUCUCACACAAUCCUGAAACCGGACAAUUGGACUCGUACGGACAAGGGAUGGAGGUUUGGAAAUCGUUAGAAGUAGAUGUAGAGGAAGGAAUUCGGAGGUUUGCAGAAGAAUGUGAUAGGCUAGAGGGGUUUAAUAUCUUUGUGGACCAACUUAAUGGUUACAGUGGCCUUGCUGGUGGACUCCUUCAACACGUAUCGGAUGAAUAUGAGAAGAAAGUAUGCCUAGGUAUAGGAUUCUGUCCCCCCACGCUGACCAACGUACAUGAUGAUGCUUCUGCUGGACGGGCCUUCAGGACUCGGAUGACAAACUCAACACUUUUGUAUAAUGCAUUUAACUCUUACUCGACAGUAUUUACAUCUUUAGGGCUCUGUCAAGAUUUCUGUGCGCAACGAAUCGUACCAGUAGUAUUACCAUAUUUGAGUUUUAAGGCCGAGUCGUUUUACGAGUCUAGCGCAAUAUUAGCGGUCGCAUUAGACACACUGUUGUCUCCGUGCCUCUCAACAAUUCCGUCCUCGACCUCUUCGAUAUCUCUUCAGGAACUGGCGUCUUUCUUGAGUGCUAUGGGUCGAAAAAUGACCACUAUUUCAACCUCGUUUCCAUUCCCUUUAGAUUGUAAAAAGUCGUCACUGUUUAGCAUAUUAAAUUCAAGUGGUAUGGAUUAUGUUCGGGGAUUGACGCCUGGAGUUAGCCCAGACUUUGAAAGUUCAAACGGCAACUUUUUUUCUGCUAGAGGAAUCCCUGAAACUGCCGUGUUAUUUGAAGACGAACGGAAAGGGCUAAUUGGAUACCAAAGGCAGAUCAGCAAUGCACAAUCAUGUUUAGACUUAUUCACUAAGGAAUCGUUUUCAAAGUCCGUGAAUAUUGUACGAAGUAGUGACAUUCCUGUUAUAGUAAAGCAUCCUUUCCCCUCCAAAGUAGUGGAAGAAUUUGCUAAAGACACUUUUAAAUUUGGUCAACAAUAUUCCAACGGUGUUGUAAGCAGUUGGUCCUUCAGUUCCAUCAGUUCAGCUCAGAACAGCACAAAAUGUGGGGAUUUAUUGAACAAAGUUGUACCUUCAGGCGGACAUAAAAACAAUAGAAACAGAAUUACUCAAACUUUACCAUCUGCCAAUGAAUUAGGAAUGGAAGUGGACGAUUUUAUGGAGUCUGUGAAUAAUCUGCAAACCCUUAGAAGUACUUACAAUGCUAAUUUUGGUGACUAGUUAUUGCCAAUAUUUAUCAUGUGAAGAGCUUGUAAGUACAUAGCUUGAAAGUCCAACUUGGUUUAUUGCGUUACAUUUAGUAUAGUUAAAAUUCUGGCAUUUUAAUUACUGUAGUAUAAAAGCUAACAAAAUGUGUUUUAUUUUUAUUACCCCUGCUGCGCAAAAUAAAGGUAAUGGUAAUACUGAA
Molecule: messenger RNA, 1971 nt
Organism: Folsomia candida
Lineage: Eukaryota; Metazoa; Arthropoda; Collembola; Entomobryomorpha; Isotomidae
Gene: mst
Product: protein misato
Exons: 6
Coding region: 126-1784 (552 amino acids)
Biological process (GO): mitochondrion distribution
Cellular component (GO): cytoplasm
Source: RefSeq, a predicted model, not a curated record